Messenger RNA from Manduca sexta (tobacco hornworm), 3354 nucleotides. RefSeq names its product G-protein coupled receptor Mth2. The transcript is spliced from 8 exons. Gene Ontology annotation, molecular function: G protein-coupled receptor activity. Bases 197 to 1807 code for a protein of 536 amino acids. Lineage: Eukaryota; Metazoa; Arthropoda; Insecta; Lepidoptera; Sphingidae. The record is from RefSeq and is a predicted model, not a curated record. Gene Ontology annotation, biological process: G protein-coupled receptor signaling pathway; cell surface receptor signaling pathway. Gene Ontology annotation, cellular component: membrane.
GGGCGGCGCGUCGUGACCCCAUGUAGGCGGAGUACACACGUGACGCAUCCUAUGCGAGCGAUAUGCUCCUAUCUUCAUUGGUAAAAAAUAUAUAACAUGCGAGAAGAAAACAGAAAGUAAAAUUAAUUAAGUGCACAGUUAUUCCCGUUUGAGUAUUUAAUUUACUGCAGCAAUCCUUGUUAUUCUAAAAUAGGUAAUGAUUUACCUUAUUUUACUGACUAAUAACGUGAUAAACAGUGGCACAGGUUUUAAUACGAAAUCGACCACAAACGCGAUGACACCAUUCAGUUUGUACGGUGCCCUAUUAAUUUAUUUUCAAAUAUCUAAUUAUGUACGUGUCGCUGCUGAGGAAAAGUUCGAAGAAAAUAAUAAUUGUGUACAAAAUUUAAACGGUGAAAAAUAUAUUGUUAAUUCAUGUGUCGCAAAAUGUUGCCCGCGCAAUAAAUAUGUGGUUAAACAUAGAAAAUUCGAAUCCAAGUUUAGAUACGAUUGUGAAGAUUACAACGGGCCGAACGUCAAUUUGGAUUUCAACGACGCGCAAGUUUACAAUGAAGAUAGAACAGAAAUGACAUCAACAGUUAAUAAAACAUUUCAUAUUGUUCCGGACAAGUUUAAAAAUGAGUCAUUUAAAAUGAAUGCGAUGGAUUACACUUAUUUCGCCAAACUGGCCAAAGAAAACUUUUACUUAACGGUGGGUGGUAAUGUAUACAGAGAAAAGCCUAACUUCUACGACAGAUGGCAUGUAUGGGACGCUACGGUAUUUUGCAUAGACUAUUUUAUGACAAACCCAGAUCAAAAACCUUCAUUCCAUAUAUGGGUUGAUGAAAAUGAAAUACCAAAUAACGUGAACAGAUCAGUCAAAUUCUACCAAAUAUACGCCGAUUUAUUGACGAGCUUCUUCCUUCUUUUAGUAUUUGUAGUCUACUUAUUACUACCAAAUCUAAGAAGAAACCUUGGUGGAAAAAUUGUAAUGGCUUAUGUAUUUUGCUUAUUUGGAGCAUACGUAGCCCUUUAUGUCAAUCAAAAUCAUCAGGUGAAAUACUGCAAUGUUUUAGCAAUGGCGACCUAUUUCUUUUUCAUGUCAAGUUUCUGCUGGAUGAAUGUAAUGUCAAUAGAUAUCUGGUGGACUUUUAGGAGUUACGCCAAAUCCCGUAGUAUUGGCCGCCGUGAAGAUCGCAAGAGGUUUAUAAAGUACUGUUUGUAUGCAUACGGAUUACCAUUAAUAAUGACAAUUGCCCUUGGUAUCCUGAACACAUUAGAACUUCGUCAAUAUCCUUGGUUUGUUUUGCCUAAAAUUGGUGCAACCGGUUGUUUCUUAGAUGGUGGAUCUAAGUUUCUGUAUCUUUACAUACCAAUGACGAUCAUGAUUUCUAUGAAUUGGCUCUUUUUCUUGAUGACUGCAUUUAACGUGUGGAGACUCAGUCGGGGUACGAAAGUACUUGACCUUUCCAACUCUAGCAGCACUGUUGGACAACGCAAGCAAUGGGCCAGAUUCAUGGUGUAUCUCAAGUUAUCUAUCGUGAUGGGACUCAGCUGGGUUUUCGAGAUAUUGUCCUAUAAAUUACCUGGCUACGUUAUUUGGGAAAUCACCGAUAUUUACAAUGUGUUUAUCGGUCUAGCUAUUUUUAUGAUAUUUGUCGUCAAGAAGAAAAUAUACAGACAACUUAAAAGCCGAUUCAAAACGUGCGGCCAAAAUAAGAAUUGGAACCGUUCUACGCAAAGCACAAAGAACGUCACAUCAAAUUUCAUCAUAAACGACACUUCAGAACCUACUGUAAUCAUUAACCCAAAAGGACCGGAAUAUUAAUUCAAAGUUUGAUUUAUUGAGUUGUAUUGUACCAAAGUUUAUACACCGUGAUUUUGCAGUCGUUUUGGAACCGAAUAUUUUAAAUUCUGUAUCAAUAAUAGUUUAAAAAAAUACCAAUGUAAUAAAAGGUUUUUUUUUAUAUAUAAACAUUAAAAUGUAUGUUUACAAAUAAUAAAUGAGAACUCGAGGUAAUGCAACUAAAUGUCACGUACUACUACGAUCACCACGAUCGGUGCCAUUCAUAACUAUGAAUAAUUGUCCCGACUACUAUCAUUACUAUCAUUAUCAAACUCGAAUGAGUGAAAAAUAUUAUCAAAAACUUUUUUUUUUAAUUAUCAACAGUACAAUAAUUCAUAUUUUUUUUGUUAAUUCCUAAUAAUUGUUCUAAGUAACCAAAUUUUUGUUCCAAAACGACUAUAAAAUCACGGUGUAUUGUAAUUGUACCAAAGUUUAUGAUUUGUUUCAAAGUUGUAAUAUUGUACAGUCAGCCACAGAAGUAGCUAAAACAUUAAAAACAAAACGCUUUUACAGAUUUACUUCAAUCGAAAUAUUAUUUCUUCUAUACCUAAAAUAAAUUAAACCCUCUGAAAUUUAUGUUAGUGAAGAUAAACGACUUGAUUUCGACGUGUGACAGACUAAUUAACUUAAGCGAAUUUUUUUUUGCGACACUAAAAUUCAUACAUAUAUUAAAUCAGAACUUUCGUGUUUUUUUAAACUAGUUAAAUUUUUUCGAAAAAAUGUGUCGCUUACGUCAAUUAGACUUUCAACCGUCGAUAUAGACAUAAAAAUUCGAUUUGAAAAUUUGAGUUUUUUCAGCAAUUUUUGUGGCUGACUGUACCAAUAUGUAUGUUGACAUGUGUCAACAUUUUAAUGUUACCACAAAUCUGCACUCAAUUAGUAUUAAAUUUAAUACUUAUAUUGCCAUGUCAGUACAUUCUUUCAUCCCUGAAGUGGUAGGCAGAACCCUAACGAGCACACCAACUUUUCGCCAUAUGUGUUCCGUCAAUCUGCCUCCGUGACAUAAUUGUAUCGCGUGGGCAGUUGUAUUAUUUAUCCGAGGUCUUGGGUUCGAAACCCAGAUCAGUCCAAGUGAUAUUGGGUUUCCUGCUCAACCCGUAGUUUGGAAUUUGUACCUGAUAUGGCGGUGGAAUCGCCUCUAUCAUGACGGAUAAAAAUAUUAUUGAAAUGAAUGAUUUUAUUCUUAUAUUUACUAAGUAUUAUAAAAUUAAUAUAAUAAUUUCUUACGUUUACGCGAAUGUUAGAGAUUAAAAUAAAACAAUUUUAUCGGAUUUAAUCUCGAAAUUUUAUACUAUUAUUUCUCCCAACGUUUCAAAGACUGCAGCCUUGAUGGUUACGGCUUGGAAAUUUGUAUUAUUGUAAAAUGUAGAUAGAUGUUGUAACUUUGAUAUUUCAGAGACCAACACCUCAGUCCGCUCUGUGAUCGUGAAGGCUGCAGUCAUCGAAACGUUGAGAGAAAAUUAUAAUAUAAAAAAAAAACACGAUAAAAUUCGCAAAUUAAUUUUAUAUCAUUAAAAUUAAUAUAUGGU